This is a messenger RNA of Prunus armeniaca (apricot), 441 nucleotides long. The record is from the annotation of a GenBank genome assembly. NCBI's taxonomy places the organism in Eukaryota, Viridiplantae, Streptophyta, Magnoliopsida, Rosales, Rosaceae.
AUGACUUAUGUGAAUGAGGUGUAUAAGAGAGAAGCUUAUGAUAGGGCUUAUAACAAUUACAUAUCACCAAUGCCAAGCCAACAAUUAUGGAGGAAAUCAGGGCAUAUGCCAAUUAAACCCCUACUGUAUCACAAACAGAGUGGUAGGCCAAAGAAGGCAAGGACUAGACUUGUUGAUGAGAUCCUAAAGAGUGCCACUAAGCUUAGGAGAUAUGGAAUUGUAAUCUAUUGCUCAGUCUGUGGAGGAGAAGGCCAUAAUGCUACUAAUUGUGGAAAGGCAGAUAACAAUAUGGGAAGAGGCAGAAGGAGAGUAAGAGGGAGAGGAAGAAGAAGAGGAACCAGCUCAAUCCAUCAAUCUGAAGAGGAACAAGCAAUUAGAGGAGGGUUGACAAGGACUGCAGCCAUUGCAGGCCAAAUAGCUCUAACCAAUGUUGGUACCUAA